This is a messenger RNA of Anas platyrhynchos (mallard), 3622 nucleotides long. It is a transcript of the gene TBX5, whose product is annotated as T-box transcription factor 5. Gene Ontology annotation, molecular function: DNA-binding transcription factor activity, RNA polymerase II-specific; RNA polymerase II cis-regulatory region sequence-specific DNA binding. Lineage: Eukaryota; Metazoa; Chordata; Aves; Anseriformes; Anatidae. Gene Ontology annotation, cellular component: chromatin; nucleus. The record is from RefSeq and is a predicted model, not a curated record. Gene Ontology annotation, biological process: regulation of transcription by RNA polymerase II; cell fate specification; pattern specification process.
CUAAAAGUGGAAAAAAUAUAUUCUUGCUAUGGGGGAGCUGGAAAAAAAAAUGGAGUUAGAGAGCCAAAAAUGCUGCAGUAUAUAGGUUUUAUAAGCUCCGAGGCGGUCAGCGGCGCACUGCCCCGGCCCUGGGCAGGGGCGCUCCCGGGGAGCUGCAGCGGAAAGGCUCCGGGCUGUGGUGCGGCCCCAAAAAGCGGCUUUAAAGGCAGCGAGUAGGGCUGGGGGGGCGAGGUCUCGCUCCGCACUAUUUCUUACUGCUGACACCUCGACCCCACUGCAAACCGGCACCCCGGCCGUGCCCCCCUGCCGCCUCCUCUCCAGGGUGAAACCCGCCAGGAGAAACCUCGAGGGCCCCCCUGCCACCCUCUGGAGGAGGCGGGGGGGGGGGGGGCUCCACCAGGCUCCAGCCAUGCCACCCCCAAAAGCGGGGGCUCCCCGUGGUCUGCGACCCCCGGGCGCGGGGAGGCCGGGCCCGGGUUGAGGGGGCCUGAUCCUGCCCUGGUGGAGAGGAGCUGAGCGAGCCGGGGGGGGGCUGAGAGGGCUCCCCCACCCGGCCACGCACCCCCGGCCCACACAGUGGGGGAUUCGGCGAAGGAAGCUCGUAACAUGGCGGAUAGCGAGGAAGGCUUUGGGCUCCCCACCACGCCGGCUGACUCGGAGGCCAAGGAGCUGCAGGCUGACGCCAAGCAGGACACGCAGCUGGGGGCCCCCAGCAAGCCCCCCACCUCUCCCCAGGCAGCCUUCACCCAGCAGGGCAUGGAAGGAAUCAAAGUGUUUUUGCAUGAGCGGGAGCUGUGGCUGAAAUUUCACGAAGUGGGGACGGAGAUGAUCAUAACAAAGGCUGGAAGGCGCAUGUUCCCCAGUUACAAAGUGAAGGUCACUGGACUUAAUCCAAAAACUAAGUACAUACUGUUGAUGGAUAUUGUACCAGCGGAUGACCACAGAUACAAAUUUGCAGAUAAUAAAUGGUCCGUGACGGGGAAGGCAGAGCCGGCCAUGCCCGGCCGCCUCUACGUGCACCCCGACUCCCCCGCCACCGGAGCGCACUGGAUGCGGCAGCUGGUGUCCUUCCAGAAGCUCAAACUCACCAACAACCACCUCGACCCCUUCGGACAUAUCAUCCUCAACUCCAUGCACAAGUACCAGCCCCGGCUGCACAUCGUGAAGGCGGACGAGAACAACGGCUUUGGCUCCAAGAACACCGCCUUCUGCACCCACGUCUUCCCCGAGACCGCCUUCAUCGCCGUCACCUCCUACCAAAACCACAAGAUCACCCAGUUAAAGAUCGAGAACAACCCCUUUGCCAAAGGUUUCCGCGGCAGCGACGACAUGGAGCUCCACAGGAUGUCCAGGAUGCAGAGUAAGGAGUACCCGGUUGUUCCCAGGAGCACGGUGAGACAGAAAGUGUCCUCAAAUCACAGCCCCUUCAGUGGUGAGACCAGGGUCCUUUCCGCCUCCUCCAACCUGGGCUCCCAGUACCAGUGUGAGAACGGGGUGUCGAGCACCUCCCAGGACCUGCUGCCGCCCGCCAACCCCUACCCGAUCUCCCAGGAGCACAGCCAGAUCUACCACUGCACCAAGAGAAAAGAUGAGGAAUGUUCCACCACCGAGCAUCCCUACAAGAAGCCCUACAUGGAGACUUCUCCGGCAGAAGAGGAUCCCUUCUACAGGUCCAGUUACCCCCAGCAGCAGGGACUGAACACUUCAUACAGGACUGAAUCAGCCCAGCGCCAAGCGUGCAUGUACGCCAGCUCCGCUCCCCCCACGGACCCCGUGCCCAGCCUGGAAGACAUCAGCUGUAACACGUGGCCCAGCGUGCCCUCCUACAGCAGUUGCACAGUGUCUGCCAUGCAGCCGAUGGACAGGUUACCCUACCAGCAUUUCUCUGCCCACUUCACCUCGGGGCCGCUGAUGCCCCGGCUCGGCAGCGUGGCCAACCAUACCUCCCCCCAGAUAGGAGACACCCACAGCAUGUUCCAGCACCAGACCUCGGUUUCUCACCAACCCAUCGUCCGGCAGUGUGGACCCCAAACGGGCAUCCAGUCCCCCCCCAGCAGCCUCCAGCCCGCAGAGUUCCUCUAUUCCCACGGCGUGCCUCGAACCCUCUCGCCCCACCAGUACCACUCGGUGCACGGCGUGGGCAUGGUGCCAGAGUGGAGCGAGAACAGCUAACCGGGCAGCCGCGGCCACAGCAUCAGCCACGGCAAAAGAAAUGGAGGAAAAAGAAAUAAAAAAGGAAAAAAAAAAACAACAACACCCUGUCGGUAAUAAAAAAGAGAGCGUUUUGCAAGACUCCUUGAAGUGAAUGUUCACCGUUAGCACUCGAGAGGGACGGACGCUGAUUGACACCACGGACAAAGCAGUCAUCGGCCUCGGUGUGACUUGCCCCCCCCCCUUUUUUUCUUUUGGUUCAAAAGGAAAACCAACAGAUUGGCACGCUGCCCCCCACCGUGCCCACCACCCAACUUGUGUUGCUGCCACAGCGAACCCCCUGCCCCAUCGCCCCCCUCCCCAGCCCCUGCUCUUUUUGUUCUCAAAGGGACAUGAGACUCCUGCUGCCUUUAUCAACACGGCCAGAGUGCUUGAAUGAAAACAACUAGGAUGUUACUUUUUUUUUUUUUUUUGUGGUGUUGAUGUUGACGAUGUUAUAUAAUAAAUAAUAAUAUAUAUAUUUUUUUCUUUCAAUUUUCUCAAAAAAAAAAAAAAAAAGACACCGGCCCUUUUCACCAAGGGUGGAGCUUGGAGUGCUGGUUUUUAUUUUUUUUUCAUUAGUGUUAUCGUUGUUGCUUCUCAACAGAAAAGAGGUAUUCUGAACCCGCAAAUAGGAAAAAACAGGUACCUACCUCGCCCAGGUGUUGUACCACGAGUGAAAUUGCUCACUGCUAUUUCCUUAAAAUCACCAUAUGUCCCCCAAAACGCAUCUCUGUGGGAACCAGCCUAGGAACCUCACCCCCUUGCUCACUCCCAAUUCUCUCCUACUUUCCUUCCUACCUCCUGGUCUUUCCAGUCCAUCAGCUGUCUCUGUCAGAAAUGUGGGGUAUCUUUCUAACUUGAAAACCUCCACAGCUUGUCUGCUGCUGAUUUUUUUUGCCAGCACGUGGAAAGCGAGGCUGUGAGCCAGCUGCAAGGGGGAAGAGAGGGGGAGAGGAUGCGGGGAGCAAAAGGAAAAUCUGUAAGCAUGAUGGUGGUGAUUGCUUGCAAUCCCCAACUUUCAGUUUGUUGGUCAUUCUUUUUCUUCCUCUCUACAAAUAAAAAUAAAUAAAGAGAAAGGGAUAUCUGUCUGGGUAUGCCGAGACAUUUAGUAAAUGUGUUUGAACGGAGCAGAAAAUGAUCACAGGGGGCUGGGAGUGGGGGAAGCAAGAAGAAAGGAAAAAGCAAAUGCUUGUAAGUAAAAAUGCCUACUGCAAGGACUCUUCAGGUGUAAAAUUUACUGGUUCUAUUUAUUUAUACAUGGGAGUUUGAGUAAGUCCUAAUGUGUCAUGAUGCCAGAAAAGCAGCUGAUUCAGAGGGGCUCGUGGUUUAUUGAAACUGAACUUUGCUUUCUUCAUUUUUUUUCUCUCCAAGCUGUGCCCACACUCUAUAUAAUUUACAUAUAUUUUUAAUUAAAAACAAUUCUAAUGAA